Molecule: messenger RNA, 7487 nt
Organism: Lytechinus pictus (painted urchin)
Lineage: Eukaryota; Metazoa; Echinodermata; Echinoidea; Temnopleuroida; Toxopneustidae
Product: centromere protein J-like
Exons: 14
Coding region: 1-2883 (960 amino acids)
Biological process (GO): centriole elongation; cilium assembly
Cellular component (GO): centrosome; centriole
Molecular function (GO): tubulin binding
Source: RefSeq, a predicted model, not a curated record
AUGUCCUCAGAUCCAGCUGGCACAAAAAGGAUAGAGCAAGAAGAUCUAGACGAGUUUGAGAUGUUAGAAGAGGCGGCUGAUGAUAAUGCUUCGUUCUGUAGUGAGGCAUCCUUGGUUAUCAAUGUUCUGCAGAGAGCUCAGAGAAGAAAACAGGAGCUCUUUGGUCUGUCCCCACUGCUCAAGAAAACUCCUCUUGCUACUCUCCAGUCUGUGGAUGCUACAGAGGAAAAUAAUCACGAGUCACAUGAUGCACCACCUGAUCAGUCACAUGACUCAACCCUUAUGAAUAGAGACCCUAUGAAAAAUAUACAAAGGUCGAAUGAGAGAGAGAAUGGGUUUUCUGGGGAACAUUACAACGAGUCGAUUGGUGGGAAAGUGUCCGACAAUAGACCAUCAGCGGUGUUUAAGGAAAUGAUUGCUGGUGGACAGCUGAUCUUGAAUGGCGGAGAGGCGGCUGAGAUACAAGAUGACUUCUACUCCUCGGGGGAAGAUUCGGAUGAGGAGAUGGUCAACGAUUCCGAUGAUGUUGUGGUAGGGAGGGCUCUGAUGAGGAAGGUGUCCAAAAGAUCUUCAGAAAAGAAUUUCUUGGUGGAAAAUGAAGUGGAUACACAGGAAAGUGAGGAUGAGGCUGGCUCAGGAGAGGGACAAGAAGUCAUAGGAAGGUUGGAUAGUAGUGGUGAUGAUGAUGGUGAGGAGGAGGAAGAUUUUGAUAUUUACAGAACAGGAAUGAAUGAAAACAGAAACAAUAAUAGCAAUAUCAAUGUAAAACAUGAAAUGCUGCUGGCUGAUGAAAGGAAACCAAGAACUUCUAGUAGCGCAAAAGCUAAGAACCUUCACUUUGAGGACAGUGGAGAAGUCCAUAAUGGAGACGUUGAAGAAAAACUCACCACUCAAGAUACUUUUGGGGAAGAUUUUGAGGGAACGCCGAGGAAGAGUGCUGCCUCCCCAGAGGCUGUGGAUCAGGCUGAGUUCGAGGAUGAGGAAACUUGGGGUGACUUUACAGCGCAGCUAAGUGACAGCAGUGAUGAGGAUAGCAUCGUUGCUUUGGCACCUAACCUCAAAUCAACCCCAGCAAAAGAAGAAGAGAAGGCUGGGAUGAAAAGGAAGAAAAGUGAGAAAACAACUGGCGAACAAGUCCAUCUGUCUCCCCCUCCGACUUCGGCCCUUGUUGCUAAGCUCUUUCCAAAACUCCGGCAGCCUGAUGAUAAACAUAAGCAGCAAAUCGAGGAGGAGGAGAAGGUCCUCCAUGCGAAGGCCGAGAGGCCUGCAGGAGACGGCUCCCAGGCAAGGCUCCUGAGGGAUCGGCUCUCCCAGCUGGAGAAUGAAAUUGAGCGAUUUAGGAAGGAGAACCUCCUCCUCGCAAAGCUCAGGGAAGAAAGAGAAAAGGGACUAGAAUCCAUGAAGAAGGAAAUGGAAGAGUUUCAGAAACAGAAAGCCGAGGACUUGCAGAGACUUCAAGAAUACAAGGAAGAGGAAACAAAAAAGCUGAAACGUGAAAGGAAGAUGUUUGAAAAGCACCAGAAGAAUUUAAGAACCAUGCCUGAUAAACGAGACCGGGAAGAGAUUGAAAUGCUCAAACACCAGUUGAGUGAGCUUCAGACGGAACUCAAGCAGCGCGAGUCAAGAUGGAACGCAUCAACGCGGAGGCUCAGAGAUCGGACCGUUGCCUUGGAAACAGAAAAUACAGAGCUUCGGGAGGAGAUCCGUCUCCUAGAGCAAAGGAGGCUAGCUUCAUGGAAGAAGGAGGAGACGAACAAGGGGAAGCCUAUUUAUGCCCAACCCUCAAGCACAAAUGCUAGGACCCCCAAAGCAGCUGAAAAUCAAACUAUAGAACAGUCCAAUAACAACAACAUCAAUAGGAAGAGGCCAGAAAGUGAGGACCGUCCCAUUAUCAGAAAUGGGGAUAGCCAGCAUCACAGAGGAAGUGGAAAGUCAAGGACUAUGUCAGAGAGCUCGGAUGAUGAUGAUGACAGUGAAAAUGAAUACCUUCAGGCAUACCCAGCACCAAGAAUGGAACCUUCCAAACAGGAUGAUGCUAUAAUCUAUGAAAGCCAAAUUGCCAACCCCAGACGGAGUCGAUCUCCGUCCGACCGGGAGCGACCUCCCAUCCCCGUACCAAAUGAGAGGACCCCGCCCCCAACCAGGACCAAACCGUCAUCUCUGUCCCCAUCUUCACCUUCUACCGCUCAGCCCAGUCCCCAGCACCUUCCCCAUCCCAGGCCAAGGGCAUCGCCACUCAGAAAUGGGUUCAACCAUGCAGGUGCAGGGGUGGUCGGCAUACACCAGGAUGGAGGGGACGAGGAAGAGGAUGAUUACGAGGAUGUCGUGCAUGGAGAUGGCAAGGUUGAGCAGGUCAAGCCAGACGGGUCAAGAGUACUAACGUUCUCUAACGGGACGAAGAAAGAGAUAAGUGCCGACGGUCGGACCAUCAUUAUCUCAUUCUUUAACGGAGAUGUCAAACAGAUUCUUCCUGACCAGCGUGUGGUAUACUACUACUCAGAAACCAAGACAACCCACACAACAUACCAAGACGGCUUAGAAAUCCUUCAGUUCUCGAAUAAUCAAACCGAGAAGCACUACCCUGACGGCACGAAGGAGAUCACCUUCCCAGACCAAACCAUCAAGUAUCUCUUCCCGAACGGCGGAGAGGAGAGUGUGUUUGCGGACGGCACCGUCCUGAGAGUGGACCCCAACGGCCGGCGCGUCAUGGAAUUCCCCAACGGUCAACGGGAGAUCCACACCGACCAGUACAAGAGAAGAGAAUAUCCUGAUGGCACGGUGAAGACAGUCUUCCCCGAUGGUCGGCAAGAGACCAGGUACUCUAGCGGUAGGAUCAGGAUCAAGGAUAAGACUGGAAACAUUGUCGUUGACAGAAAGGGAUGAGGUAUCAGGUAUCCAUGUCAAAUCAUAUCGGGGUAGACUCUACAGUAUUAUUUGCCUUUAAUAUACCACUUUUUACGUUUUGAAGAGCGUCUGUAAGUGCGAAUCAGAAGUGACCCCAGUCUUUAGAUUUUGACUUGACAAGCAAUGUUAAUUUUGUACUUUGUGUUAGCCGAGCCUUGGGCGCAAACGAAAGUGAACAGAAUAAUUCCAACAGGCUCUCCUCCCUGUGUAAAAGGUAUUCAUGGCAAGAAUUCACAGAACCAUUCUUGGACACCAUCAUUUUUUUUUCUAUAGAGAAAUUGAAAAGGGAGAGAUUAGGAUUCCUGAUGAAAGGGCAGUUGUUGUUUUUUCUUAAUGAACUGAACUAUUUGGAUGUUUGCUGGUGGUCUUUUACAUCCUUGCUCUUACACAUCAUAUGUACUGUCAUAUAUUUCUUCUCAUGGUCAGUAUAUUUGUAUUUCCAUUGCCAGUCAUACAUUUUGUGUCAGUUUCAUUUUAAGUUUCUUGCCAUAUUUGUAACUUCAUGUAAAAAAAUAUCUGAUUUUCACUAUCGGAAUUUGUAUUCUUUAACUGAUGAUGUUUUUAAUUUGUGCGUUUGCAUGAUGUUUAAUUAUGAAUUGUGUGCUUGAUUUUGCUAGAUGUGUGAGGCAAAAAUAAACUGCUUGCCUGCCUGCCUUCUAAUGAGGACAUUAUCGUUUUGUUUCAAAUCAUCAGACAAAAAUUGUGUUUCUGAUAGGUUUUCUUAUUAUUUUGAAUUAUUCAUUUCCAGUAAACAGCAGUAAUUGUAAUAUUUCUAACAUGGUGUUUUAAAACUACUUCUUGGCUUUUCUCAGAAGGUAGUUGGUAAUUUGGUAAAAGCUUUCACUUUUGCCUCUCCCAAUGAAUAUUUUUGAGAUACUGAUUUUACUUUCCCACUGAUGGUAGGCCUACUGCUAGCCUGACUUGAAUUCUUCAUCAAUUGACUUUCUCUUAAAAUGACAUGACAAGUACCAGUCAUUCCAAGAUGAGAAAAAAGUCAGCUUUAGAUUGGCUAUGCUGCUUGGUAGUAUGAAUUACAUUCUCCUCUUUAUAUCACAUCGUGUUUACAAACUCCUUUAGAUUUUUUAAAGAUACCAUUUUGUAUAGCAGAGCCAUAAAAUUCUGGUGUGCAGGAGAACACUGUUGUUUGUCUGCACUUCUAAAGGCGCAUGUAUUACACUUCGCAGUAUUGUCAUGAGGUAGAAAUCAUCCAGCAUGUGCAUCUCAGAGGAAUGCUUCAUAGAUUUUUAGAGGAUGAUAAAUUGGCCCAGAACCAUUGUGAGAUAUGAGUAGACGCUUGAAGGAUUUAGAGCAGCUGUACUAGCAAUUAAAUGAGACACAAAAGUUGCAUCGCAUAUGUAAAGCUCUUUAUUGAAAAUCUAGAUAAGAAAACUCCUGGCAUUGGGUGGAUUCACAAUAUGGUGCACCAUCUAUCGGUUGUAGCAAACAGGCCAAUUGUCGCAGUCUACAUCACACGUAGGUGCAGGCAGCGCAGUGCUAGUUUACUGUUAUGUGACUGUGAUGCUUCAAAAAUGAAAACAUGGCAAGAGUUCACCAAAAAACGGUUUAAAUUUCGCACAGAAAUAUGCAUAAAUAAGUGUUUGGUAACGCAAAUCGUAAAAUAGCCUUAAAAAUGGACAUACUGAAGCUGUUCGACAUGCACUCAUCGGAGUAAAAACGCAUGAAUGACUAAAAUGCUAGAGCAAAACAAUAUAUAAUAGAAUCAAAACUAGACAUUGGACACGCUAAAUGUCGAGCCGAGAUUUGCUGUCAAUUUAACAAGUUAGGCUUGGUACCAGCCGUAUAUUUAAGCGAAGCAACUAAAAUAACGCAAGGGUUCUUACGAACUCCUUCUGGCGGCAUAGAAUCGGGUAUGUUAGCUGGAUAUAUGCUGCCUCGAGCAUGCACAAAUGAGUGAAACUCCUUGCUCGGCUGAGCACCUUAAACAGAAAUACUCGCGCAAAUUUCUCUCCCACCUCAUGGACCCUAGUAGUAAAUAGCAUAUCCGUUUGAGCCGCAUCAGCCAGCGCUGAAUAAACGCAUGCAUGCAUGCACUUUAUUAUUAGUGCAUGCACCAGAUGUCAACUUUUCCUCAUGAGGCAUUGCGAAUUCUGGCCUGUUCGCUGCAACCUAUAGAUGGCGCACCGUAUAGUGAAUCCACCGAAUGGAAUGCAAGGAUUAUUUUACUCAACUGUAGUUAUACUGAAUUCAUUUGAAUAUGCCUUUUGCAGAAGACAGUACCAAUUUCUGAAGUAAUGAAGUACACAUUUAGCCUACCUCUCUUUACAUGAGCUUUUUCAUAGCUGAAUGACUUUUGUAGAAAUUUUCUGAGCAUGACCUAUGCAACUUUUAUAGAUUAAAUGUGAAUGAAGGAGAUAAGUAAUUUCUUGCAUUAGGUAAUUUUGAUGAUUGUGUUGUGGAAGCGAUGUUUUUUUUACACACUGUAGAAUUUAUGUGAAGCUUUGGCAAAUUUGCAAGGUGAAAUUGUAUUUGUAUCAAGAAUUGUACAAACACAUUGUGAUCUUAAUUUGUUUGUUUAGUGCAAAAGGGGUGUUACUCCAAUCAUAUAAAGGGUUUAAGACCAUUAUGAGUUACUCAAACCAUGUCAGUUCAUUUGUUUCAAAAGAUAGUAUAGCAUGAACUGCUUCAUAUUAUAAAAAUAUACAAAGAUGAUGUUAGUGGCAAUGCUAUUCACUCGAGGACUUAAAGCGACCUUUCAUUGACAAAUCAUGGGGAAAUCAAGGCUUAUCUCAGAACAGAGAAGGGAUUCAAGUCUUUCACUUAGCUGCAUGCCUGGGGGUGUUAUUUAAUAGACGCCGGCAUGUCUGGAGGUCUUUUGGAGAGCAAUAGUUAGUAGACUAACCAACCAGAAGUAAUCUGUGUGUUUUCACUUUGAAACAUGUAUUAACUUCGCAGAGAUUAUUUAUUUUGGUUUAGCAAUCAAGAGACCUGCUAUGAGUCUAGGAAUUGGGAUUGUUGGAAACUGGAAAUGCGAUGAUCCGAAGUAAAUAACCAUCACGAGUUCGGUCAAAUUUGUGCUGUCCGAACUUUUAUCGCAUUAGUCUGACGUGCGCCCAUGACGGAUGGAUUAUAUUAUGCAUGUCAAUUGGCCUUUUGCAAUUUCGUAUUGAAUCAAUUUCCUCAUGAUUUGUCAGUGGCUGGGCCCUUUAAUAAUAAUAAUAAGCAGUUCUUGUAUAGCGCAUAUCACAUUGUGUUAUAACGUCUCCAUGUGCUUCCAAGGACUUGGAUAUGAUAACCCCGGCUUUAGCUUGGUAGCUGUAAUUACUUACAGCGCACACGCAUUUUAAGGAAUUAAUACCUAUCGGUACCCAUUUACCUUACCUGGGUCGAGUGCAGCACACUGUGGAUGAAUUCCUUGCUGAAGGAAACAGUGUUAUGGCUGGGAUUUGAACCCACGACCCUCUGUUUUAAAGUCCAGAGACUAAUCCACUGUGCCACAACGCUCCACAAUUUUUAUAAUUGUGAAAGAAUCACAAGAACCUGCUUGGUUAUUUUGCAAAAACAUUGUAGAUACCUGCAUCGCCACUAACAUCGCAAACUUAAACCUGUGCAUUUUUUAUUUAUGAAUUGUUUCGACAAUGUGAUCAUAUACAUGUAGGAGUAGCCAGUUGAUCACGUUUUUUUCACACAUGCUACUGGAGUAUCCUAUAAAAGAUACCUCAUAAGUUUCUUUUAACCAAAAUGUGAGUUGAUCAUUAGGAGUGUUGUGCCCAUGAUAACCCCGCCCCCCCCCCCCCCAUAUUCCAUUCUCUUAUAUCCAAUUAAUCAAAUCCAAUUGGAAAUUUGUGGAGCAGUCAUACAAGUUUAUCAACUAUAAUUUUUGUAAUGUGAUACAGGUCCCUAAUCAUAUGUGGGCCAGUUAUUGAGAGCAAUUACAUAUUUUUGUGAGGUUUUUACUUUUCUAAUGUUUAUGAAAGUUUACUGCACCAUUAUCAAUAAAGUGUGGUCAAAAUUGCUUCUUAAAGCAAUACUUCUACAAAACGUUCAAAGAUUAAGCAUGCUAUUGAAUUUAUUAAAGACAAAUUGAAUUUGGAGACCUGAUAUUUAAUUCAAUUAUACUUAUGUUGAUUGAUGAUAUUUAAUCUAGUAGUUGUAACCGAGUUUAUCUUGGAAUGUCCUCUCUGCCCAGACAAGGUGUUUAGUUAAUCAUAAAUUAGUAAUUUAGCAAAAUAAUGACCCGCUUUUACCGUUAUCUCAGUGGUAAAUUAAAGCUGGACAAUAUAUGCAUCAGAAAAGUCAUAAGCUUUUUAAUUCAUGUUGAAGAAGUUGCUUGAAUGUAUUCCAAAUUUGUAAGUGAUUGAAAUGUAUCAGGCAAACACAUUUACCUUAAUCUAAAAUAUAUUUAAUAAUUUGUUCAAAUUAUAUAGUAAUUAUGGAAGGUAAUACAUGCACUGAAAUCAUUAAAAUUAAUAGAAGACGCCUGAAUAUAAGAUUGAUUAAAAGGUGCACUCAACUAUAUAUUUAUGUGAAUAUGUAUAUAUAUAUUAAAGAUAGCAUUUAUCAAAAUAAUUUGUGCCUUAUGUGGACAUGCAGCUAUGAAUAAAUACUUUGAUAGAAAAGAAAAA